This is a messenger RNA of Wasmannia auropunctata (little fire ant), 3042 nucleotides long. RefSeq names its product cytosolic 10-formyltetrahydrofolate dehydrogenase. The record is from RefSeq and is a predicted model, not a curated record. NCBI's taxonomy places the organism in Eukaryota, Metazoa, Arthropoda, Insecta, Hymenoptera, Formicidae. Gene Ontology annotation, molecular function: formyltetrahydrofolate dehydrogenase activity; aldehyde dehydrogenase (NAD+) activity. Gene Ontology annotation, biological process: 10-formyltetrahydrofolate catabolic process; one-carbon metabolic process; biosynthetic process. The coding region runs from base 230 to 2932 and encodes 900 amino acids. Gene Ontology annotation, cellular component: cytoplasm. The transcript is spliced from 8 exons.
UUGCAGUCCACGCAAGGAACUGAUUGCGAUCGUCGCACAGUUUCACUGAAAGUUUCAAUCAGUGAGGAAAGUGAAGGCGCGACGUGGACAUAUCUCGCGAUACUACUUGCGAUCCUACAACCGAUGCUGGGCCUCAGGAAUCUCAUCUGGCGGCGCAACUUCGUCUUGGACAUCCUUGCUUAAAAACUGCUACAGGAAAGAGAGGCUAAACCUUAGCUAUAAGUCGACGAUGGCGCAACUCAAGGUAGCUAUCAUCGGACAGAGUCCGUUCGCGGCGGAAGUCUACAAACUUUUACGACAGAAUGGACAUCAGGUGACCGGAGUGUUCACGAUUCCGGAUAAGGGAAACCGCGAGGAUCCUCUAGCUACCACUGCCAAGGCCGACAACACGCCGGUCUUCAAGAUCAAGGCCUGGAGGAGCAAGGGAAUGACCUUGCCGGAAAUCCUGGAGCUGUACAAGGGCAUCGAGGUGGACCUUAACAUUCUACCCUUCUGCAGCCAGUACAUCCCUAUGGAGGUUAUUAAUCAUCCCCGUCACCGUAGCAUAUGUUACCAUCCGUCCUUAUUGCCCAGGCACAGAGGAGCGAGUGCUAUAAGCUGGACCUUAAUUCAAGGGGACAGUACCGCGGGAUUUUCCAUUUUCUGGGCGGACGACGGCCUGGACACCGGGCCUGUUCUGCUCCAGAGAUCCUGCAAAGUGGAGCCGAACGACACGGUGGACAGCCUGUACAACAAUUUCCUUUAUCCCGAGGGCAUCAAAGCCAUGGGCGAGGCGGUGGACCUCGUCGCUAAGGGGACCGCGCCGAUGGUGCCGCAGCCAGCGGAGGGCGCGACUUACGAUCCUCUGUUGAACAAGAAGGAACUCCAGAAGAUCGACUGGACCAAGCCGGCGAAGGAGAUUCACAAUUUUAUUCGUGGUCUGGACAGCACACCGGGCGCUUGGACGACGCUGGACGGCGAGGAAGUGCGUCUCUUCGGUUCAGCCCUGUGGAGCGACAAGCAACCGGAAGCCGAGAAGACGAUCAAUCUCGAUGAGGAACGAACGGGAAUUAUUCAUCAGGGCGGCUUGUUGAUCCGGGCCGUCGACGGACAGUUCGUUAAUGUGGAGAGAAUAAAAGUCGGAACUAAGACCGUUCACGCCAGCAAAUAUGGGCAAGCCAACGACAGCAAGGUCGUGGAAUUCACGGAAGAGGAAUUGAAGACUGUCGACGGUCUGCGCAAAAUUUGGGCGGACAUACUCAGACUCGAUGUCGACGACGAUACAGAUUUCUUUGCUUCCGGUGGAGGCAGCAUGGACGUGGUGCGACUGGUCGAGGAAGUCAAAGAUAACUUCGGCGUUAGUCUGCAGAACAUCGAUGUCUUCAUGGCGCCGGUCUUCAAGGAGUUCGCCACGACAGUUGUACUCGCUGCUCGGGGAAACCUAGCCGGGAAAGAGAUCAAGUACGACGCGGUGGAGAUACAGACGAACAACAUGACUCUGAGAUUCCCCAGGCAGAUCUUCAUCGACGGCGAGUUUGUCAACGGCCACGGCAAACCCGUCAACACGGUGAAUCCUCACGACGAAAGCGUGAUCUGCUCGGUGGAAAGCGCGACCGCCGAGGACGUCGACCGAGCCGUCAGGGCCGCGAAAAAAGCCUUCGAGGAGGGUGAAUGGGGCAAGAUCAGUGCCAGGGAACGUGGAGCGUUGUUGUUCAGAUUGGCGGAUUUGAUGGAGGAGCACAAGGAGGAGCUGGCCACUCUGGAGACUCUCGACUCCGGCGCGGUCUACACUCUCGCUCUGAAGACCCACGUGGGCAUGUCUAUCGAGACCUGGCGCUACUUCGCCGGCUGGUGCGACAAGAUCCAGGGCUCGACCAUACCCAUCUCGCACGCACGCCCGAACCGGAAUCUCACGUUCACGCGGCGCGAGCCGAUCGGCGUUUGCGGCCUGGUCACCCCCUGGAACUACCCGCUGAUGAUGCUGUCGUGGAAGAUGGCGGCCUGCCUGGCGGCCGGCAAUACCGUGGUGAUGAAGCCGGCCCAGGCGUCACCCCUGACAGCCCUGAAGUUCGCCGAGCUGUCCGCGCGCGCUGGAAUUCCGCCCGGCGUCAUCAACAUCGUCUGCGGAUUCGGCAGCGCCGUCGGGAACGCCAUAGUCGGGCAUCCGUUGAUCAGGAAGCUGGGCUUCACCGGUUCCACGCAGGUCGGCCAAACCAUCAUGAGAUGCUGCGCCGACAGCAAUCUGAAGAAGGUGUCGUUGGAACUUGGUGGUAAGAGUCCCCUCGUCAUCUUCGACGACGCCGACAUGCAGCAGGCGGUCAGGAUCGGCAUGAGCAGCGUGUUCUUCAAUAAGGGCGAAAACUGCAUCGCCGCCGGACGGCUGUUCGUCGAGGAGACCAUCCACGACGAGUUCGUGAGACGUGUGGUCGACGAGGUGAAGAAGAUCACCAUCGGCAAUCCGCUGGACAGGAGCACGGCCCACGGGCCGCAGAAUCACAAGGCUCAUCUGGACAAACUUCUCGAAUUCGUGCAGAGGGGCGUCGAGGAGGGCGCGAAGCUGGUCUACGGCGGCAGGAGGUUGGACCGUCCCGGCUGGUAUUUCGAGCCGACCGUGUUCACGGACGUCGAGGACAAUAUGUACAUCGCCCGGGAGGAGUCCUUCGGCCCGGUAAUGGUGAUCUCCAAGUUCAGCUCGAGAGACGCGGACCGGAUGAUCGCGCGGGCGAACAACACCGAAUUCGGCCUGGCCUCGGGGAUCCUCACCAGGGACAUCGGCAGGGCGCUGAGAUUUGCGGAGAGAAUCGAGGCCGGCACCGUGUUCAUCAACACGUACAACAAGACGGACGUGGCGGCGCCGUUUGGCGGCUUCAAGAUGUCCGGAUUCGGCAAGGAUCUGGGACAGGAGGCCCUUAAUGAGUAUCUCAAGACGAAAACGGUCACCAUCGAGUACUGACGAUUUCAUUAUACAAUCGAGAGUACAGAGAGUUGUGAUAUCACGAAUGGGUGUAAUGAUGCGUGUCGUCGCGUAAAAACGCGACGAAGCAUACUUUAUAUCAAGCCUGU